Molecule: messenger RNA, 3028 nt
Organism: Rhododendron vialii
Lineage: Eukaryota; Viridiplantae; Streptophyta; Magnoliopsida; Ericales; Ericaceae
Product: potassium channel AKT1
Exons: 10
Coding region: 754-2949 (731 amino acids)
Biological process (GO): potassium ion transport; transmembrane transport
Cellular component (GO): membrane
Molecular function (GO): protein binding; voltage-gated potassium channel activity
Source: RefSeq, a predicted model, not a curated record
UGUGACUCUCUCUCUCUCUCUCUCUCUCUCUCUCUCUCUCUGCAUAUAUGUAUAUAGGAGUAUAUGUAUAUGUUGAUACAUAUGGGAAGCAGAAGAGAGAGAAAACGAGAAAGAAAACGGAAACAACUAACAAAGGAAACUAAAUCACCUCUGUACUCCUUUUUUACGAGGGAUUUUUGGGGAGAGAGAGAGAGAGAGAGAAACAGAGGGGGCCUCGGGAUGCGGAAUAACAGGGGAGGGCUGGGGGUGCUGAGGGCGUCAAUGUGCGGGGCUUCCGAGCAAGAAAUCGAGCAGUUCUCCAGAGACGGAAGCCAUUACAGCCUCUCCACUGGGAUUUUACCGUCUCUUGGCGGCAGGAGUAAUCGCAGGGUCAAGCUCAGUAGAUUCAUUGUCUCCCCUUACGACCGCCGUUACAGGUAAACUAAUUUUUUCAGGGCAUGGGAGACAUUUCUGGUUAUUUUGGUCGUGUACACUGCAUGGGUAUCUCCAUUCGAAUUUGGUUUCCUUGCAAAGCCAAAGGGGCCACUACCAGUUACAGAUAACGUUGUGAACGGGUUUUUCGCCAUUGAUAUCAUUCUCACCUUCUUCGUAGCUUACCUUGAUAAAUCCACCUACCUACUCGUUGAUGACCGAAAGCAAAUAGCCUGGAAAUAUGCAAGCUCUUGGUUGGUAUUUGAUGUCGUUUCCACAAUCCCUUCUGAGCUUGCUAGGAAGAUCUCCCCUGGACCCUUCCGUUCGUAUGGCUUAUUCAACAUGCUUCGUCUAUGGCGUCUUCGUAGAGUUAGUGCUCUAUUUUCAAGAAUGGAGAAAGAUAGGAACUUCAACUACUUUUGGGUUCGGUGUGCCAAGCUUAUAUGUGUCACCCUUUUCGCGGUUCAUUGUGCUGGGUGCUUCUACUAUCUUCUUGCUGCACGUUAUCAUGACCCAUCAAGGACAUGGAUUGGAGCAUCCAUGAAUGACUUCGUUCAUCAAAGCCUGUGGAUCCGAUAUGUCACCUCUAUCUAUUGGUCUAUCACUACUCUCACGACCGUCGGAUAUGGUGACUUGCAUGCUCAGAAUACAAGGGAGAUGGUCUUUGACAUAUUCUACAUGCUUUUCAACCUUGGACUGACUGCGUAUCUGAUAGGAAACAUGACCAACUUGGUUGUCCAUGGUACCAGUAAAACUAGAGAAUUUAGAGACACAAUUCAAGCAGCUUCAAAUUUUGCACAGAGAAACCGUUUGCCUGUUAGGCUGCAAGAUCAGAUGCUUGCCCACUUAUCUUUGAAGUUCAGAACGGACUCUGAGGGUUUGCAGCAGAAGGAGACUCUUGAUACCCUUCCGAAAGCCAUCCGAUCAAGCAUUUCACAUUUUCUUUUCUAUUCUCUUGUAGAUAAAGCAUACUUGUUUAGUGGGGUGUCCAAUGACUUGCUAUUCCAGCUGGUUUCGGAGAUGAAAGCCGAGUAUUUUCCUCCCAAAGAAGAUGUGAUAUUGCAGAACGAAGCACCCACGGACUUCUACAUUCUUGUCACUGGAGCUGUGGAUCUGCUGAUCUUCAAAAAUGGAGUGGAACAGGUCGUUGGAGAGGCUAAAACUGGUGAUCUAUGUGGAGAGAUUGGUGUACUUUGUUACAGGCCACAGCUCUUUACAGUGCGGACCAAAAGAUUGAGCCAAUUACUACGAAUGAACCGUGCCACUUUCUUGAAUAUUGUUCAGGCCAACGUUGGUGAUGGAAACAUAAUCAUGAAUAAUCUCCUUCAGCAUUUGAAAGAAAUGAAGGACCCGAUAAUGGAUGGAGUUUUACUGGAAACAGAAAACAUGCUUGCUCGUGGUAGAAUGGACUUACCUCUCAGCCUAUGCUUCGCAACACUCAGAGGAGAUGACUUAUUGUUGCAUCAGUUGUUGAAACGAGGAUUGGAUCCAAACGAGUCGGACAACAACGGGAGGACUGCACUGCACAUAGCGGCAUCUAAAGGAAGUGAGAAUUGUGUGCUUCUUCUACUGGACUAUGGAGCAGAUCCGAAUAGCAGAGAUUUAGAAGGCAAUGUCCCACUGUGGGAGGCCAUAGUGGCUAACCACGAACCAGUUGUCAAGCUACUGAAAGACAAUGGUGCCACCAUUUCUCACGGCGACGUGGGCCAAUUUGCGUGCACUGCGGCAGAGCAAAACAACUUGGACUUGCUCAAGAAAAUCGUUACUCAUGGUGGCAACGUAACUCUCCCGAGAAGCAACGGAACCACCGCCCUUCACGUGGCGGUUUGCGAAGGCAACACGGAAAUAGUCAAGUUCCUUUUGGACCAUGGAUCUGACAUGGACAAACUGGAUGGCAACGGGUGGACCCCGAGGGAGCUAGCCGAGCAACAAGGACAUGAUGAGAUAAAAACCCUUUUCCAAUCCAUCGAAUCGGUCAAGGCUGUACCAGGACUGAACAUUUCAGUCCCAAUACAACAAAAACAUGAGACUCGGUUCCUAGGGAGAUUUACAAGCGAACCAACGAUCCGACCCGUUUCCCAGGAUGGCAUGGAAGGAUCGUGGGGUCAAUUUCAAUCUCAAUCUCAAUCCCAAUCCCAAUCCCGUUCCCGUCCCAGGCGUAGAUCAAGUAACUUCCACAAUUCCUUGUUUGGGAUCAUGUCGGUGGCACACGGAGGGAAUAACGAUUUAAUCUUGUCUAUGAGUCCAAAACCAAAAAAGGGUGUUAAGCUGAGUAGAGAUUACCCGCCGAGAGUGACGGUGAGUUGGCCCGAAAAGGGAGAUGUGAAAGGAAAGCUUGUGUUGCUUCCACGGAGUUUUGAAGAGCUAUUGGACGUUGGUGCUAAGAAAUUCGGAUCGUUGCCUAGCAAGGUUCUGACGAAGGAUGGAGCUGAGGUUGAUGAUAUAGAGCUGAUUAGAGAUGGUGAUCAUCUUGUAUUUUGUUGCGAUGGUGGUCAGGUGGGAGAAACCAAUCGCCCAAAUGGCGAAGUGGCACAUUGAUUUGUUGUCUUUACCAUUUUUUGUGCUAAUUGCGUGGUCGGAUUGCUGAUUGACUGAUUCAAUGUAUAAAUGUUUGUUU